AUGUCGAUCAAAAUCAAACCCUUCCACACUAAACUGAAUGAAGUUAUUCUUAAAGUGGCGUCUUCUGAAUUAGGAGAGGAUGGAGAACGACGACAAGAGGCAAUAGAAAUAAUUCGCCAGUGGAUGGCAAAGCAGCCACAUUUGCAACAUAUACUCUUAGAUGAAUACAGUAUCGUGUGUUUUGCCCGUGGGUGCAAGUAUAGCUUGGAGAAGAUGAAGCAUAAGAUAGAUUUGCAAUACACUCUGAGAACAGCCUUGCCAGAAUUCUUCUCAGGAAGGGACCCAUUGAAACCCAGAUUACAAGAGGCUCUUGCAUGUGGGUCGUAUCUCCCAUUGCCAAAUUAUGACAAGCAUGGCAGAAAAGUGAUCGUUAUGCGUCCUGGAUGCUUCGAUCCAUGCCAAUUCAAACCAGAAGAUAUAGAAAAAGCCAAUUUCAUGGUGCUUGAUAUCAUGGGCAGAGAGGAAGAACAAAUGUUUGUUACGGGAAUGGUGAUAAUCGUAGAUUGCCACGGUUACACGUUGAAUCACUUCACACAAAGGCCACUUGCGCUGAGUAAAAAACAGUUGUGUUUUUUGCAGAGUGCUCCUAUUAGUCCAAAAACUAUCCACUUUAUUCGAACAAAUUCAGUGUUUCACUCGGUAUAUGGCGUGGUGAUGAACAUGCUCAAAGAUAAGAUAAAACAAAGGGUAAAGAUCCAUGGUUCCGAUUUCCAAUCGCUAUACAAAGAAAUAGAUCGGAAGAUUCUUCCAAAGGAUUACGGGGGCGAUGGAAUAUCUUUCGCAGAGCUCACAGAUUGCUGGAAGAAAAAAGUUGAAGACAACAGAGCGUUUCUCAUUGCAUCAGAAAAAAACUUCCGCGUCGACGAGUCACGCCGUCCGGGUAAAUCUAAGACGGCCCAGGAUCUCUUUGGCAUCGAAGGAUCCUUCCGAAAACUCAAUGUGGAUUAGUACGUCUCGAAGUACCGAUCUACCAUAAAUGGCUUGUCCAUAUCUCAAUAGUAUGUUCGAUAUUAAGGUAAACUGCCACUAAUAGGGAGAAAUUGACUGUCAAGAGUAAUUGGUAUGUGGGGUAUUUCAUUUCGUUCCUUAAAAUGCCUUAUUUUUCCGAAUAACAAAAACAUUUACCUUAAA
This is a messenger RNA of Daphnia magna, 1131 nucleotides long. Its product is annotated as retinol-binding protein pinta. The record is from RefSeq and is a predicted model, not a curated record. Gene Ontology annotation, molecular function: phosphatidylinositol bisphosphate binding. The transcript is spliced from 6 exons. Bases 1 to 948 code for a protein of 315 amino acids. Gene Ontology annotation, cellular component: membrane. NCBI's taxonomy places the organism in Eukaryota, Metazoa, Arthropoda, Branchiopoda, Diplostraca, Daphniidae.